AUUCUCUGUAUUCUUCUGCAACAAAGGACCUUCACAGUUUUCAGGCGGUCUUCUCAAGGAAUUUCACAACCAAUUUUUGAGGUAAUAACAAAUGGAAUUUGUUAGCGAAGUAGGAGAACUCCGGGGUAACCAGGUUAUGGAAGGGGAAGAGAACGUGAUAGCCGUAGAACCCAUUACCAUGAUUGUACCACCGGAACUGCAAGACGUGCUGGGAACCCCUACGCCGGAGAGCAGUGCCAGUUCAGGCGCGCGCGAGGGUUCCGGUGCUAACCCCUCUCCGUCAUCUGAAGGGUUGUCAUUAGAAAACACUGCCAGUGCAAGUAGCCCCUCACCGGAAAGUAUGGAGGUGGCCGUAAAUGUGCCUCCGGUUGCAGGUUGGGAAAAUAAAACCAUAGGCGGUAGGUUGAGCAACCUUCGCAAAGCGCCAAAUACGCUGACAGUCGGAUUUCGUUUUAGGGUGAACCUGCAUCAUGAGGUAGCAGAUUGCCCUACCUCCAUUAAAAGGUAUAAGAGACUAGAGGAAGUGGUGAGACAGUACCAUGUUCCUAAGACAGUUUUGUUACGAACGGGGACUAAAAAUGAAAGGGCCUGCAGUGUGUCAGCAACAGGGUGGAUACCUGUAUAUGUGGACCAUUUCGACGCCGGCCUGAGAUUCCCAUUAUCUGGUCUGAUUUUUGACAUUCUGUCAGAGUACGAGCUGGCGCUCACACAGUUAACUCCCAACAGUAUAAAAUUUAUCGUGGGGUUUAUGCUGCUGUGUGCAAGGUUGGAGAUACCUGCGAAAGCCAUUGUUUUCAGGUCGCUAUUUUUGUGUCGGCUGAGUACUACACAGACGAGGUGGUACUACAUUUCUGGGGUUAGCACCGAUCUGGCAGCUCGUCUCUCUGAGUGGCGCCCAGGGCAUGCGUACAUGAACUACCCCACACUAACCUCGGGCGACCUGGAGCUUAGGGAUAGGAUCACUAAUUAUGUGAAAGGAGGGGGGUUAGUUGAUUUGGAAGCCCUGGUUACCCCUGAGCUGCUCGCUAUGCGUGGGGGAACUGGGUCUAGCGCGAGGAGGCAAACGCGCUUUGACGAGCUGCCGCCUGCAGCACCUCGCAGCUCGUCACAAAGGGAGCAGGGUUCCAGCUCGGCCUUGCGGCCACAAGCCGAGCGUAGGGUAGAACCCGCUCCUGCUGAUGUUCGAAGGCGUGCUCGCGAAGAGUCCGAUGCUGAAGAUGACGUACCACUAACUCGGCGUAGGUUGGAUGCUGGGAGACAACCUGGAGUGGUGCGCUCACCUGAGGCGCCUGCGGUCCAGGCGCGUAGCGCGGCUGAGGCGCUUCCACCACCAGUAGCUAGUGGGGGGCCCAGAAUCGCAUACCCUGAGGGUUUUAGCUACACCAAACCCGACUGUCAGCUCGCGAUGGUCCAGGGUAUGCAAAAUUUCAUCCCGCCUGUGGAUCGUCAUCGUGCCAAAGGCUACAUUCAGCAACACGGGACUCACGCUACGAUGCUGAAGAUGAUGGAUAAUAGAGAGCUGGCUGACAAUUGCAAGCGGCUGUCCUCAGACAAGGCGAGCUUGGAGGACGAGGUGAACCGUUUGCAAAGCUCAGAGAUGGCCAACAGGGCUGCAUCAGCCGAAAGCCGGGCUGACGAGCUGGCCAACAAGGUCAUCCAGCUGCAGGAGGAGCUGGACAAGGUGAAAGCUGAGAAGGAAAGUGGGAUUCAAGCGGCCAUGGAUGAGGUCGUUCGCGCAGUGGAUCUCAGGAAGAAAGUGGAAGCUGAGAGAGAUGGUGCGCUGAACGACCUCAACGCCCUAAGAGGGCGGGUUGCUGUGGCCGACCAGGAUCUUGCUCGAGCAGAGGAAUCCCUGAGGCAGGCCAAAGCUCAACACCAGCGCAGCAUUAGCAUCGCGCGAGCUCAAGGCGCGGAAUGGCUGGUUGGUGCUGACAUGUUCCAGGACGCCGUAGCUAUGGCAUCCAUGAACACCACGACUGAGAUCUAUAAUGACGUUCGUGGUAAGGUGUUGAAGCACCGGUCGGACUUCCCGAUCAACAAGCUUGCGUUUUUUGAAGGUGAAGAGUUCGACGCAAAGGGGAAGAGCCUUACUGAACCUUCUGACACAACGGUGAGGUUUCGCUCGGAGCUAAACGAAGAGGGAUUGCCAACAUGGCCACCGUCUGUCCUCGAAGAAGGAAAGGAGUUUGAGAACCUGCCGAGGUUCAACACCUAGGCUGGUGAUGCUCCUGCAGAAGAAGCUGAACCCUCAAGUACUCCUCCUGCGCCUCAGCCCGUCCCUGCUGCCAUCUCCAUCCCAGCUCGUGCUGACGCGUCCGCUCCCAUUGACUUAACGGACGAUUAGACUUAGGUUUGUUGGUAACACAUUUUGUAGUUUCAUGGACACCUCUUGUAAUGAAUUUGCAAAGAAUAUAAUUGAAACGAAUUU
Molecule: messenger RNA, 2428 nt
Organism: Rubroshorea leprosula
Lineage: Eukaryota; Viridiplantae; Streptophyta; Magnoliopsida; Malvales; Dipterocarpaceae
Source: the annotation of a GenBank genome assembly